GGACAAAGAACUCCCGUAUUUCUCGACUCGUUCGUGUGAAGACGAGACGUUCAGCCACAGCAACACACUAACCACCGACGGAGUUCGUGAAUUGUUCGCUCCUCAUCCAGGACACACCGCGUGAGCUGCGGAUCUUUCUAGCGGACCGUGAAAUCCAAGGCAAGAUGAAGCGCUUGUGGCUCAUGGCCGCACUGGUCGCGGUGUCGUCUGGAGAAGACUUCAAGUUAACGAUUCUGCAUACGAACGACGUCCAUGCACGAAUAGACGAAUUCGACGCCGCUGGAAGCCGGUGUACACCAGAGGCAUCCUUGAAAGGAUCUUGCUACGGCGGGAUCGCUCGGCAGAAGUACAUGGUCGAUUCAAUCAAGGCAGAGAAUCCGAACACACUUUUCCUGAACGCUGGUGACUACUACCAGGGGACGAUGUGGUUCUACCUGAUGAAAGGUGCGAUAAUCGCCGAUACAAUAAAGUUCCUAAAACACGAUGCCAUGACUCUAGGCAACCACGAGUUCGAUGAAGGAUCCACAGGACUAUAUCCGUUGUUGUAUCGAGCCAAGGAGAUCGGGACGCCUGUUCUUGGAUGUAACGUGGAUUUCUCGAAGAACCCGAUACUUCGCAGCUUCCAGCCGCUACCAUCGUUGAUUGUCGAGCGAAGCGGAGUGAAAAUCGGACUUAUCGGAUUCCUGACGCCGGAUACAAACUUCCUCUCAAAUGUUGGUCAGUCAACGGAGUAUAACGGGACUAUUCUCACCGAUGAAAUCGAGUGUAUCGAAAAAGAGGCCAAGAAACUCCACGACCAGGGCGUGAAGAUCAUCAUAGCCAUGGGUCACUCUGGGUACCUGAAGGAUCAAGAAAUCGCGGCCAAGGUGCCACUCGUCCGAAUGGUUGUCGGAGGCCAUUCUCAUACGUACUUAUCUUCAGUGGACCAGAAACAACUUGAGAAAGCCAAAGGUCCGUAUCCCACCGUUGUGACCAGAGACGAUGGGACGGACGCUCUUGUGGUGCAAGACUUUUGGUUGGGGAAGUACUUGGGAUACAUCAAUGUCUCUUUCGACGAAGCGACCGGAGAUGUGCGAAGUUGGCAGGGGGACUCUCCUCUUCUGCUCGACUUCACUGUUCCGAAAGAUGAAGAAGUGGAAAACUUCCUCAGAAGCAAACGAUCGAGAGUCGAUGAAGAAUCUCUCCUCCUCAUCGGGCGGGCGAUGUACCCAUUAUCCGGUGAAAAGGAUAUUUGUCGCUAUGGCGAAUGCGCGCUGGGCAACCUACUCGCGGACGCUUUAUAUGAGUUCUUCCUCGUGAACAGCCACACUCCAGAGUUGGCGGCUGUGAAACCCAUCGACAUCGCGGUCGUCAACGGAGGGGGCAUCCGAGGAAAUGUCCCAGGAGGGAACAUCACUUUCGGAGACAUUGUCACUGUUUAUCCUUUUGCGAACGCCGUGUGGGUCCUGCCCAUGAGCGGGAAGAGGGUCAAGCAGAUGUACGAGAAUGCGCUACGGAAAUACGACCCGACUCGGAUGAUUAGCAAUGGCGGCUUUCUCCAUUCAUCGGGCGUUCGUCUCGUUGCUGAUGGCAGCAAGCCACCAUACGAACGCGUCGUUUCCGUGAGAAUCCUGAACUCAUCAAACGGAGAAUGGGAGGAUCUGGACCCUAAGCGUGAAUACAGAGUGGCCAUGUCAUCAUACAUCUCUCAAGGAGGCGACAAUCAUGAUUUCAAAUUUGUGCCGAACGAAAGGAUCGACAAACUGACGACAACUGACACGGAUAUCGCGGUGCAAUAUGUAAAAAAUCGAUCGCCAUUACAUCCAGUCGUAGAUGAGCGGCUGCGGAUCCUCACCAAGGAGGAAGAAUCCAAGAACGGGGCAGCCUCGCUUCAUGGAUCUCUCACCCUAAUAAUUCUAGUCGGGUCCGCUCUAUAUCGGGCGACUUCCCUCUUGUGAAUAACUGCAUGGAAGAUAUGAGCGACCUUCACGGGCCGAUGAGAGUCUCGCCUCCCGAGCUCGAUAUAUUUUGUGUAUAUUUUGUUCGAAAAAAGUAAAAUACGGGGAAUCUU
Molecule: messenger RNA, 2050 nt
Organism: Galendromus occidentalis (western predatory mite)
Lineage: Eukaryota; Metazoa; Arthropoda; Arachnida; Mesostigmata; Phytoseiidae
Product: protein 5NUC
Exons: 9
Coding region: 165-1937 (590 amino acids)
Biological process (GO): AMP catabolic process
Cellular component (GO): plasma membrane
Molecular function (GO): 5'-nucleotidase activity; metal ion binding; nucleotide binding
Source: RefSeq, a predicted model, not a curated record